Molecule: messenger RNA, 4322 nt
Organism: Monodelphis domestica (gray short-tailed opossum)
Lineage: Eukaryota; Metazoa; Chordata; Mammalia; Didelphimorphia; Didelphidae
Gene: MEI4
Product: meiotic double-stranded break formation protein 4
Biological process (GO): homologous chromosome pairing at meiosis; oogenesis; DNA recombination
Cellular component (GO): lateral element
Source: RefSeq, a predicted model, not a curated record
CUGGGGCAGCUUGGGAGUUGUAGUUAGCGAGUCUCUUCGUUGGUGCAAGGUAAGGGGAAGCAUAUGCCCCAGACUCCCAUUUCCCUGUAGGGGCUUCCUUUCCUUACCCAUCUGCCUCUGGUCUCUUCUGACUCUUAACCCAGCCUCGGGAAGGAGCUUUUGUUUUCCAUUCUUAAGGACUUCUGCAAGCUUCUACAAAUACUGAGGAGGGAUUAAAGAGGAUGGAGGUUCAAACAUGGUAUUUGAAAUCAUCAAAAUUGGCUCUGGCACUGGCAAUUAUCCGCUCAAAACCACCAAACAGAAACAGCAGAGAAUAUACAGAGCAUCUUGCUAAGAUGUUAUCUGGACAAGAUGGAGAGUGGAGAUCAAAAGUUGAAGCUUUGGAAACUGAAGUUCUGCAAUUACGUCAAAAACUUCUUCUGAGCAAAAUCUGCCCAAUACCUCAAGUAAAUAAUAGAAACCCAACUAAACCUUUACCCUCUAAGGAGCUUGAAAGUCCUGAGGACAUCUCCAAUCAGCUGGAAGACUCUGGAUGUGAUGUAUUAAGUGAGACUAGAACUGAUCCUUCAGAAUUAUCCCAGAAUAUUGAAGAGAGUUUUAUUUCAUCUUCUGAAAUUUCUUUAUAUCAACCACCUAUUGUAAAAAACCAUUGUGCUCUCCAUGAAAAAACUUUAUCUUCUCACCUGCAGUUUUUACAACAUGUGCUUGAACUGAAGAACUUAACAGAAUCUGGUAGUUUGAAAACAGAUUUAAACAAGUAUGAAAGUGACUGUUCCACAGUAUCUGAUUCUGUUUUUCGGUUGCUUGAUGGCCUGAUAGCUUUUUACAGUAAUCCUAAACUCCCAUUUUCAAACUUUUUGACAGAAGCAGUUUGUAUUUUGACUAGUUUAAUUGAUGAUUGUAAUUUAUCUAAUCACAUACUUAAAAAAUGUUUCAAGAAGUUGGAAGAAUUUGAGAAAACUCUAGUGCAGGUUAUUUUAAAGAGCACCAAUAUUAAUCGGUUUCAGGUGCAGAAUUACAUCUCUAAUAGUCUGGUCAUACUGGGAAAGUGCAGUUUUUUAAGAAAACCUGUAAUAGCUCUGCUUUUAUUAGAAGUGAACAACUUUACUGACAAGUUGAGGAAUAUGCAUCAGGUCCAAUCCAGAUAUGACCUGUCGUGCUAUGAGAACAUUUUCUCUCUCUUCUGGGUUCUAGAACAGCUGCUUCAAGAAGGAACAAAAAACUCUAACAACAUGCCAAGUAAGGGUCCUAUAGAACAGGAGACCAAAAAGUUUCUUGAACAACUUGAUCAAACAAUUCUCCAUCUUUCAGAUGAAUUCCCUCUAUUUACUUUAUACAUAUGGAGAGUGGGUGUUCUUUUGAACUCAACUGAGAUAAGAACUGUUGAAAAUAACUCACCUCCCUAGACACUGAUCAUAUUUCUCAAAUCUAUUGAAGGUGUGCUUAGAAUAGUCUGUGCUUGAAAGCUUUUCAGAAGAAUUAUUUUUAAAGACUCAGUAUUACAAAUAUAAAAUGGACUAGGCAAUGAAAUUACUCAUUUGGCUUCACUACUUAGCUUAAAAUUAUGUGAAAUAGAAUAUGGAAGCCAUAUUGACCUUCUGUUGUAAAGCUAACUUCUCAUAAAUGCACCCUUCUUAAUCCUGCUUCCACCUCUCAGAAAUGACAAUAUUCAGAUCAUUAUUGUCUUUUUCCUAUGGAGCCCUUUGCUUUAUUUUUGCCUAUAUCCCAUAAAAUAGAACUAUCUUUUAAGAAACUUUACCAUAAUAUAAUCUAAUUGCAAUGCAAAAAUAAUUUAUAGUUUUUCCUCUCAUUACUGAUAAUUUUCAGACAAAAGGUCUUUGCAGUAAUUGCUUAAUUUUUUUCUCUCUCAUUUCAACCUCAUCAUUGUACAUGUUAAUAGGAUGGAUUCAUUAAAUAAAAAGAUGGGUUUUUUUUAACAUUUGUACUUCAAGUAGCAAACAUAUUGUUCAAAAAUUUUUCAAAGUUUGCAUUUGGUGCUGAAAUAUGUUGGCAUCUGUAUUUGAUCAACAGUGAUGUUAAGAAACAUUUAUUUUUCAUUUGUUACUAAAAAUAGAAUUUCAAAAUAUUUUCAUAAUUGUUUUAAAGGUAGUUCAUGUAGAUAAAACCAAGUCAUGCAAAAUUAUAUGACAAUUUCUACAAUGUCUUUUCAGAAUUACAUUGUACAAUUAUUAAAAAUUGUUCAUUCUACUAUUAGUACUUUCCAUUGCUUUUAUUUCAGUUAUCAAAUUAUCUUAGCAGCAAGUAUUUCUUGAAUAUCUCCCAGCAUGCCUACUACCAUGUUAGAUGUUUACAGUAUAGUAAACCUAGGUCAGUGAUGGCAAACCUAUGGAAUGUGUGCCAAAAAGGGCACACAGAGGCCUCUCUUUGGGCAUACCUACAGCUGCUAGCCACAGCUUGUUACUAGAAAGGCAGAGGGACUUGGGGUAGAACUGUUUCCCUCACACUUUUCAUAUGCCUGAGGACAUUUCUCACACCACUAGGCCCUCUGCCCAACAGCUCUAUGGGAGUGCUUCCUCCCUCUCCUGUCUGGGAAAAGGAUGAGACCAGGGUAGGAGCAAGGCCCGGAAUUCUCUCUCUAAAAGUUCACCAUCACUGAGCUAGGUGAUAAUUUUUCAUAAGUUAAUGACUACUUCUAACUUUAGGAUCAGAAGAUGUUAAUUCCAUCUUUGAGUAGAUUAUAUCUGCCUAUCAAGUCUUAAAAUUCACUAGAUAAUUUAACAGGAUCUGAAUAACAAAAUGAAUUUUCCUAAUUUAUUUUAUUUCUAGGUAUUGUCAAGCCUUAUUUUAAAAAUCCCUCAUUUGAGGUAUACAAAGUAAAUACAAGUGAUUAUUAAAAUAGGCUAUGUGGAAGAAACCCCAAAACAGAGGAGUAGGAAUACAUGGGAGGAGACAGAGUCAGAUGUUGGUUGCUGAUAACAUAACCACAGGAUCAGUUUAACAUGAGUUGUCAGAGUGUUUGACUCUUCUUAUUCUUGAGAAUUUUCUAUAAAUCUUAUAUUACAGUUGACUGUACACUACUAUCCACUUAUUACAAACCUUUUCAUCUUCUUUAAAUAUCACAAUAUUUAGCAAAUGUCAUGGAAAAUUAGUAUGAAUUUAUAUCCCUUUUUUGGUCCCCAGAAUAAUCCUUUGAUUUUCAAAGCUAAAAAUAUUUUUAUUUUAGGGCUGAAGUUCAAACCAUAUCACCUUGAGGCCAUUGAAGAAGCCCUCCCUUCCUUUUGUCUAUACCUUUUCUCUUUGAUAUAGACUAGCAGCAUAGAAACAACUUCUUUGUUUUAUCUGUAAAUAAGGAUUCUCUAAGGUAAGGAAAUCAGCUAGCUGAGAUACCAGAAAACACAUGAGUUAUGUGGCUAUUCUAAGCUCCAGGAGUUACUCAUAGCACUGGGAAGACUCAUGUCCUGUCCUGAUGGAGGCCGGAAUUCUCCAAUUAGAGGGUCUGGGGAAAGAGACAUUACAAAGAGCAUAAACUGAUGGAGGGGACAAGAAAGUCCUUUUACUGGAACCAUGGACUCUGGAGGGCUGGAAGACUGACUCUGGGCUGACUCUGGGCUGGCUCAACUUGCUCACAGAGGAAGUGGCUCCAAGAGCUAGCCAGCCACACUUGGCUCAUGCUUUUCUCUUUGGCCAGCUUUUUGCUAUUUAAUAUAUAAUAAUUAUAAAAUUAAGAUGUGGUCUCCAGAGAAUUUUAAUUGUAACACUUAAAUGAAAUUCAUAUAAAAGGAAUAAUAAUGAUCCUUCUCUCCACAUCUCAUUGCUUUCCAAUUCAAUAUGUGUCUGAGUAGGAUUUGAACCUAAAUCUCCUAUAUUAUACCCAGUUGCCAUAUUUGUUACACCAGGCUAAGUUUUGAAAAGGCAAAAGGAGUUGGCUCAAAUGGGUAUUUAAUAUGUACAUAAAGUUCUGUUUGCAUUAAUUUUUAUAUUCUAGUUUAAUUGGUAAGCAAAUUUAAUUUCAAUUAAAUGCUUAGGGACUUUGUUCUGACUACUCUGGUUUCCAAGAUUUAACAUGAUUAAAUGAGUAAUUGAGAUAACUUCAAGGAUUUAAAAAUGCAACUAAAGUAUGAGAGGUGAAGAAACAAAAUGAACUUAUAAAUGUUCAACAGCAAAGCUUUGGAAGUUUCUUAUUAGUUACUACUUCUAUUAAAAUCAAUUAAUAUUGGCUUACAGAAUCCAGAUUCUGGCCACUAGUCUAAGUACAAGACAAAUGGCUGUAAUUUGUCUUUCAUUUUGUGUCUUCUUGGUUAAGAUUGUGUACAUUUUAAUUUAAUUCAAUUUAAAUAAUAUUCAUUAAAUAUAUAAUUUGU